CGUAACGGACGUCAUCCUCCACAAAACGACAAAAUUUCAGCUGCCAGAAAAAGCGACAGAGGAAGUUAUAAAAACUAUCCACAUUUUUCAUUUUAUAAUAUUCCUCUUUUUCUCUACGAUUUUGCUCUGAAUUUUCGUGCCGAUCACGAAUUCCGGGGGUUCGUCCCCCGUGUUCUUGAUCCAGCUAGUGCAAUGAGGACUGGUUCAUCUUCUCUAAAUCCUAAUGCGGCAGCUUAUGUGCCCCUCUUCAAAAGAGGGGUUUCAAGUGCAAACAGUGAGUUGAACAAUGGAAAUGAGUUCGUUUGGUCAGGUCAACAGCCGAACACUUUAUUGCCUCAAUCUCAAACCCAUGGCCCGCAUGUUUAUGCUAUCCAAACUGGUGAAGGUUCUAAAAGGAAUGAUCAAGAUCAACUUGGUGGUGCUGAAUUCUUUGCUUCGACUUCACAAUAUCCUAAUCCUAUACAGCCAAGCUUUGAUGAAGAGUUUGACAUGGACUUGGCUUACCUUCAGAUCACCUUUCCUGGGAUAUCAUUCGAGUGUGACCUGGACUCUGCAGUAGACAUGCUACAUCAACUAGAGGUCUACCCUGAUGACUCAUUGGAUAAGCUUCCGGACACUUUGAACAUUGGUGACGUGUCGGAACCUGUGACAGUUGGCAAGCCAUCGUCAUCACUGAAAGCAAAGAAUCCUUUGGCUGACGAUGCUCGGGCUUCGUCUUCUGCUCCAUCGAGCAUCUCCCCAGCAAGCUAAUCGACUCGAUUUUGGAAUCAGCAGUUUUUUCUUAGGAUGACUUUUUAACUUUUCUUUUUCAGAAUGUUUGUGCUUCUUGUUUUCAAGAUGAGAUCUGUGUCUAUACAUUUGCUUCUUGCUGUACAGGUUGAAUCUGUUUUGUACUCUCUCCAUUGUUUUGAGUUUUUUUUGUUACAAAUUGGUGAAAUUUGAAAUGCAUAUUACUUCAUUGAGACGCACUGAUUUUUUUUUUAAUUUGG
Molecule: messenger RNA, 989 nt
Organism: Striga asiatica
Lineage: Eukaryota; Viridiplantae; Streptophyta; Magnoliopsida; Lamiales; Orobanchaceae
Source: the annotation of a GenBank genome assembly